GGGAUCCGAACAAGGGGACUAGUGGCAGGCUGUGGGGUGCAUUCGCCUACAUUGAAUAAGCGGAUCACACGGGCUGUCAACUUUAUUUGGGAAAAUGACGAAAAUCACAGUAGUCAAAACCAAGGCAUAUCCCGACCAGAAGCCUGGUACGAGUGGCCUGAGGAAAAGGGUGACAGUCUUUCAAACGAAUGAGCACUAUGCAGAGAACUUCAUUCAAAGCAUUAUUUCUUGCAUCGACCCAGCGGAGCGUCAGCCUGGACUGCUCGUAGUGGGAGGAGAUGGAAGGUUUUUCAUGAAAGAUGCCAUUCAGUUGAUCAUCCAGAUCGCCGCUGCUAAUGGGAUCGGCCACCUGAUCAUCGGUCAGGAUGGCAUCAUGUCCACCCCUGCUGUGUCCUGUGUGAUCCGCAAGCUCAAAGCUGUGGGAGGAAUCAUCCUCACGGCCAGCCACAACCCCGGUGGCCCCAACGGAGACUUUGGCAUCAAGUACAACAUAGCCUCCGGAGGUCCUGCUCCAGAGGGAAUCACAGACAAAAUCUUCCAGAUCAGCAAGAGCCUAACAGAGUACCACAUAUGCCCUGACCUCAAAGUGGACAUCUCCAAGAUCGGCAAGCAGACUUUCAAUGUGGACACGUUCAAGCCCUUGACAGUGGAGAUUGUGGACUCUGUGGAGGCCUACGCUGAGAUGCUGAGGGGAAUCUUCGACUUCCAUGCCUUGAAGGGGCUGGUGUCUGGAGCCAAUCACAUUAAAGUCCGUCUGGACGCCAUGCAUGGCGUGGUUGGACCCUAUGUGAAGAAGAUCGUUUGUGAGGAGUUGGGCGCUGCCGCCGAUGGUGCUUUCAACUGUGUCCCGAAGGAGGACUUUGGUGGUCACCACCCUGACCCUAAUCUGACCUACGCUUCUGACCUGGUCAACGCCAUGAAGGGAGGAGAGUACGACCUCGGAGCCGCCUUCGACGGGGACGGUGAUCGUAACAUGGUCCUGGGAAAGCAUGGCUUCUUCGUCAACCCAUCGGACUCUGUAGCCGUCAUCGCAGCCAACAUCACCUGCAUCCCCUACUUCCAGAAGACUGGGGUCAAAGGUCUGGCCCGCAGCAUGCCCACAAGCGGAGCUCUGGACAAUGUGGCUAAAGCCCUGAAGAUGAAUCUGUAUGAAACUCCUACUGGCUGGAAGUUCUUCGGCAACCUUAUGGACGCUGGCAAGCUGUCUCUGUGCGGAGAGGAGAGCUUCGGCACUGGCUCUGAUCACAUCCGUGAGAAGGAUGGCUUGUGGGCGGUGCUGGCCUGGAUGUCCAUCCUAGCCCACAGGAAGCAGAGUGUGGAGGAGAUCAUGAAAGACCACUGGAACAAAUUUGGCAGGAACUUCUUCACCAGGUAUGACUAUGAAGAGGUGGACUCGGACAAAGCCAACACCAUGAUCAAGGAGCUGGAGGCUACGAUGUUUGACAAGUCCUUUGUGGGCCAGAAGUUCUCGUCAGGAGAUAAAAGUUAUGAGGUGGCAGUCUCUGACAACUUUGCCUACACCGACCCCGUGGACGGCAGCGUCUCCAAGAACCAGGGUCUGAGGAUCGUCUUCUCCGACGGCUCCAGGAUCAUCUUCCGUCUCAGUGGGACAGGCAGCGCCGGGGCAACCGUCAGGCUCUACAUAGACAGCUAUGAGAAAGACCCCGCCAAGAUCUACGGCGACGCACAGGUCAUGCUGAAACCUCUGGUGGAGAUUGCACUGAAGAUCUCUGGGCUCCACGAGAAGACCGGACGCACGGGCCCCACUGUGAUCACAUAGACUGACAUGCUCUGCCACACCCUUCAAGGUACCUCAGUCCUUUCAACCGUCCAACUUGUGCCUACCCUCUGACUUCCAGAAGAACAAUCUCACCUCUACCCUAAUGUCCAAACAAAGCCUUCAAAGCCAACACUUUCAUUCACCAUGAAUAAAAAGUCAUUACAAAAAAACAA
This is a messenger RNA of Oncorhynchus kisutch (coho salmon), 1953 nucleotides long. Its product is annotated as phosphoglucomutase-1. The coding region runs from base 95 to 1780 and encodes 561 amino acids. Gene Ontology annotation, molecular function: magnesium ion binding; phosphoglucomutase activity. Gene Ontology annotation, biological process: carbohydrate metabolic process. Gene Ontology annotation, cellular component: cytosol. NCBI's taxonomy places the organism in Eukaryota, Metazoa, Chordata, Actinopteri, Salmoniformes, Salmonidae. The record is from RefSeq and is a predicted model, not a curated record. The transcript has 11 exons.